Messenger RNA from Diabrotica balteata, 3504 nucleotides. The record is from the annotation of a GenBank genome assembly. NCBI's taxonomy places the organism in Eukaryota, Metazoa, Arthropoda, Insecta, Coleoptera, Chrysomelidae.
AUCAUUGAACGUUGUCAGUUUGGAGAAUUUUGUGAUCCUUAUAAAUGGUGGAUGACGAUCUAUACAGAUUAUAAUAUGACAAAUAGACAAACAAAGAAGGUUAAAAAGCCCUUGCAGACGACUUUGGGCAAAGCUCCAGGCCAAAAUGAAAAGGAAGAAACUGAUGUGUCCCACCUCAAAAGACCUAUAGAGACCAGUAUUUACAACAUCCAAGAUAUUUUCAAUUUAUUGAAGAAUGCUACAGAAGAGGUGAAAGAGUAUGUUACAUAUGAAUGUGAUAUAAUGUUUGAGUGCAGAAUAUGCAAGAAUAUAUUUCGGAGUUUAGCAAAUUUUAUCUUGCACAAAAGGAAUUUUUGUCGACUGAAAUUUAAGAGAUUAGACACAAGUUGCAAUGGGGACAUUCCGCAGGAACAAGUGCCUCCUCCUGAGCCUCCUGAAGAUAGAACCACAGUUAAAGGCUUAGUACCUGUUAUAGAAAAGUUAAAGGAGCAGCUGGAAGUAAAACAACUCACGCAAGAGCUCCUGGUUGCUGAUUUGUCAGCUGAACAGAAAAGUGAAGAUGACGUUUCCCACACAAGUAUGGGUAGCAGUGUCUUAUUGCAGAAUAUAGUCACUAACAAUGCAGCAGUUUUUCAAACUUUAAUGGGCAAUACCUCAAGUAGCAGUGAUGAUAAUCCAGAAUCCAUGAAGAAUGAGGUAAUGGAGCUGCAUGGGAUUCUGGAGAGUGAUAAGGUUGUUUUAGGGCCAGAUGGUAAGGUCUGCAAUUUCAAAACCAACCAGAUCAAUGCCAAGCCAGUAAUUCCUCCAUCGAGGUUUAGUUGUACCAAGUGCAAUGGGAAAUUUUCUACCAGAAAAACUCUUAGUUUUCACUUGAAGAACAAACACAAUAAUAGCAGAAUGGUGUAUGUUUGUCCAGAUUGUAAGGAAACUUUUGCCAACACUUGGUCCGUCUUCAGACAUCUCUACAAGGUUCAUAGGAAGUCUUCUUCUCAAGUUAAAAAAUUACGGGAGCAAAUUUCAAACAAUGUAAUUAGAAAAGAUCAAGAGACUCAGAAGAAGGUACAAAAAAAAGUUACCUCAAACACUGAAAAGCCAGACGAAGAAAAUCAGUGGUUGAAUAACAUUGAGGGCGAUAACGAUUUCCAAAUGUGCGGAGGAUGCGGUAAAAGAUUCGAGCGGAAAGCGGCUCUUCAAUCGCACGCGGCAAUGUGCGUUAAGAGAAUAGCGGUGUGUAACACAAUCAAAGAGAACAACGCCAAAAAGAAAGAAGAGGAGUCCAAAGAUAAAGCGAAACGGUUCAAAGAAGAGAAAUCUACUAGUCCUGAACAUCUGGAAACCCAGUUGAAAGGGGCUUCCAAGCGGAAACCAUAUUUAUUGAGAACCUAUAAGCAACCUUCUGGUACUAAAAUUGCCUCUAGGAGAAGCAGCUCUGUGGUUUCCAUGGAAACUACCUGUGAUACAUUCGUCACUUGCAGUAUUAGUGAUGAGGAGAAGACGAAACAAAGCAAAAAUAGUGAUAGUACAAUGGUCAAAGGAAUGGAAGUAUUGUUGAGGAAAGAAGAUAUGCUUUGCCCCUCAGAUAACAAUAUGGAUUUGCAAUUGAUAACUAGCAUAGGAAAAGAUAAUCGAUUUGAGUUAAUACAAGAAGAUGAAACAUCACAACGGCAAGAAUUGCAAAAACAGAGGGUUAACACUUACAUUCAAGGCGCUAAAAAUGAAAUAAAAGAAACUGGCAAACCUGCAUCAUCUCGUGCACAGAGAAAUCGCAGAUUUAUCGAGAAGUCUCAAUCCACAGGUACGCAAAAAGAAUUAGUGCGUGAAAACGAAGAUGUAGAUUCGGGAGUAUCGAGAAUUAGCAUAAUUCUUCGAAAUAUUAGUGAAAAAAUAACGAAGAAUAGUAUCGCCAAUGAUACCAUCCAAAAUCUAAGCGAAGUAACCAGUUCACUAAAUUUAUCACUGACUAGUUCAGAGGGGAGUAGCCUUUCUAGUGGAGAGCUGCUAACCACAGAUAUCAGCAAGGAUGAUCGAAUAGAAGUAAUAAAAGAAGAACCAGAGUCUGAUCCAACGCAAGGAGAAAUGAUUUUUGUCGAUUACCUCUCAGAGAAACGAAUAAAAGAGGAGAAUAUCGAGAAAGGUAAUAGGGAUGAAAAUAGUCCACAUUUAGGUUUCAAAUCUCCACCAUCAACGCCACAGAAGAAUAAAAAGAAUUCCCCACCACUCGGAGCGAUCAGAAUAAGAAGUCUUGCUGCGCUACGUAGUAACUCCAAGGAUUCGGACAGUCUAGAUGAUGAUAUGCCCAUCCUGGAACCUAGCGUCGUCCCAUCUAAAGUACAGAAAGGUUCGAAACGUAUUUCACAAGAUUCUAAAAGCAGUAAAGCUUGUAGGAAUACGAAAAGAACAAAAUUGUUGGCCAAUAGGAAGAGUAGGAACACCGUGGAUGGUGAAUUAGUCGGAAAAUCUCUUAACCAGAACGAUGUCAGUUUGGAUGAAGAGGCAGUGAGCAGCGAAUUCCUGAAGAAAGCCGCCUCGUUUAUGGAUACUACCACGAUGACGUGCAAACCUGCAAGUUGCAUCACGCUUCCAUAGACCAACUAUUAAAGCACAUGCUCGCCCACUUCAGCUGGUACCAGUUCCAGUGCCUUCGAUGUACAUUCGUCUCAUACACCAAAGCGGAUUGUCGGAGUCACUUAAGGAUGACGCACGGCAUCCGGAGUAUCCCAAUUGACAAUGAGGUGAUGUUUAUACCGUAUUGGAAGAGUCCGAUGAUGUCCGGGGACUUCCACAAGCUGCUGCGUGGAUGAACAACUGGGCGGAAGGGCCACCGACGAAGAAAUGAUCUGGAGCGAGGACGACAUCAGAAUGGAAGAAAGCAACGCGACAGUUUCGGUGAAGAAGACAACCGAGCCAAAAAUCUACGAUUCCGAUCCAGAAAUGCCAGAGUUAGACGACCCGGAAGAAUCCAAAUCUUCAAUUCCCACCAUCUGGAACAUCGACGACGUCGAAUGCAUCGAUUUAAGAGACGAAGAUCAAGACAGAUCCCUGCUGGAAGUUCCGGAAGAGAUCUACACCUUGCCGGUAUUCGAGGUUGUGGAACUCGACGAACGAAGACCUGGUGCGCUACGAGAAGGGGCGAUCGAACGUAGCAACUGCGCUACACCGUUGUCGACGGAGGAUGAAUCCUGCGAAGCGAUGGAAAAAUCCUCCGAAGCGUUGGAUAAGAGUCCCUCUGACACAGCCAACCUUAGACCUACCAGAAAUAGGAUGCGGAGUAUCAAAACUCUGCAGAGUGAUUUCUUUUACGAUCUGGGGAAGGCUAAUAGACAAAGUGAAACUGUUAAAACCAACGGUCCACUCAAACAGAAGAAAAACGGUAGUUCUAAUAUUAAAAAGGACAAAUAGAGCUGUUUUUUACAAGUGAAAUUUGUAUUUGAUAUUUCUGUGUAAAAAGAUCGAUUGGUUUUUAAGUUGUUUAUAUUUGGGUGGGAAUAUACUAUUUUGCCUACU